Messenger RNA from Melopsittacus undulatus (budgerigar), 1931 nucleotides. It is a transcript of the gene TRIM36, whose product is annotated as tripartite motif containing 36. Gene Ontology annotation, cellular component: acrosomal vesicle. The record is from RefSeq and is a predicted model, not a curated record. Gene Ontology annotation, molecular function: zinc ion binding; ubiquitin-protein transferase activity; protein binding. Bases 168 to 1898 code for a protein of 576 amino acids. NCBI's taxonomy places the organism in Eukaryota, Metazoa, Chordata, Aves, Psittaciformes, Psittaculidae. Gene Ontology annotation, biological process: spindle organization; acrosome reaction. The transcript has 8 exons.
GCAGAAAACAGAGUUCACUAUCUCCUAGAUCUAGCCUGUUUCCUUGUCCUGGUUGUCAGCGGGAUAUUGAUCUCGGAGAACGUGGCAUCAAUGGCUUAUUUCGCAACUUUACUUUGGAAACCAUUGUGGAAAGAUACAGACAGGCAGCCAGGGCAGCCAUUGCUAUUAUGUGCGAUUUCUGCAAACCUCCACUUCAAGAGUCUACAAAGAGCUGCAUGGACUGCAGUGCAAGCUAUUGUAAUGAAUGCUUCAAAAUACACCAUCCCUGGGGAACGGUGAAAGCCCAGCAUGAAUAUGUUGGACCAACCACCAACUUCAGACCCAAGAUUUUGAUGUGUCCAGAACAUGAAAUGGAGAGGGUAAACAUGUACUGUGAAAUCUGCAGAAGACCAGUUUGUCAUCUUUGUAAACUAGGUGGAUGUCAUGCAAACCACAGAAUAACAAACAUGAGCACUGCCUACAAAGCCUUAAAGGAGAAGCUUUCAAAAGGUAUUGAGUGCCUCAUUGGUAAGGAGAGCCAGGUGAAAGCUCACAUCACACAGCUGGAUCUGCUGCUGAAAGAAACUGAGUUUAACAGUGAAAAAGCUAAACAAGAAGCAUUUCAAAGUUUUGAGAAAUUAUCUCAUAUCCUGGAAGAGAAGAAAUUUGCAGCUCUUAGGGCAAUUGAUGCUUCUAAGAAUUUAAGACUGGAAAAGUUGAAAGCACAAGCAGAAGAAUAUCAAGGGCUUCUGGAAAAUAAUGGCCUUGUAGGAUAUGCUCAGGAAGUGCUUAAAGAAACUGAUCCAUCUUGUUUUGUUCAAACAGCAAAACAACUUCAUGUCAGAAUCCAAAAAGCUACUGAAUCUCUGAAAAGUUUCAGGGCAGCAGCUGAAAGCACUUUUGAAGACUUUGUGAUGGACGUAGCCGAGCAAGAAUUGGUCCUUGGUGACUUGACCUUCCAUUCCAAUGGUCUAGAAAUACCAGAAAUAAAUGAAUUGCAGAGCAGAGUAUACAACAAAGCUCUGAUCAGUUGGGAAUGGCCUGGGAAGAGAGAUGCAGCUGAUACAUAUGUUCUUGAAUAUCAUAAGCUUAAUAGAGAAGAGGAGAAUGCAGUGUGGCAGGAGAUUGAAGUUUGCAGCCAGAGCAGAGUUAUAUCCGAUCUUGAUAACGACAGCAGCUAUGCCUUCAGAGUACGAGGAUAUAAAGGGUCCAUCUGUAGCCCUUGGAGCCGAGAAGUUACUUUACAUACGCCUCCAGCUCCAGUUUUCAGUUUUCAUUUUGAUGAUAAAUGUGGGUACAACAGUGAACAUCUGCUGCUGAACCCAAGAAGAACCUCUGUGGAAAGUAGAGCUGGAUUUUCUCUGCUGUUGGGAUCUGAGCGUGUGCAAACUGGAUGCUAUAUGACCCUGGAUUACAUCAUUGGUGACACUGGAGUUACCAAAGGAAAGCACUUCUGGGCUUUUCGUGUGGAGCCCUAUUCAUACUUGGUGAAAGUGGGAGUUGUCUCUAGCAGCAAGAUGCAAAAACUGUUCCAUAACACCCAUGAUGUGAUCAGCCCAAGAUACGAGCAAGAUAGUGGUCAUGACAGUGGGAGUGAAGAUGCCUUUUUUGACUCAUCACAGCCUUUCCCACUGGUCACAUUAGGCAUGAAGAAGUUCUUUAUCCCCACAACACCUGCUGCUUCGAAGGAUGCAGUGAGCAGGAUCCUUCCCCUCCCCUCAUCCUUGGGCAUCUGCCUUGACUGUGACAAAGGCAAGGUGGGAUUUUACGAUGCUCGCAGUAUGAAAUGCCUUUAUGAGUGCAAGGUGGACUGCUCUGGCAUGAUGUACCCAGCAUUUGCCUUAAUGGGUGGUGCAGCAGUUCAUCUUCAGGAACCUGUCACAGCAAGGUGUGGGGAGUGUGAUGACAAUGACAUCUAGUGCAGAGAGAUUACUUAUUCCCAUUGCUGUUUC